Molecule: messenger RNA, 714 nt
Organism: Caenorhabditis briggsae
Lineage: Eukaryota; Metazoa; Nematoda; Chromadorea; Rhabditida; Rhabditidae
Exons: 5
Coding region: 1-714 (237 amino acids)
Source: RefSeq, a predicted model, not a curated record
AUGAUCUCAAAGUUCCAGAAUCUUGGGUCUUCCCUACCAUUCCUCCAGAUCCGCAAUGAUCUGGAUCAAGCUCUUCAUUUUCUUUCUCCUCGCCUUCCACGUUGUUCUCUCCGAGAGAAGAUGUGCCCACUCUCCCAGCGAUCUCUGAUGCAAGACUCCGAAGCUGGACAGUCCAUGGGAUGGGUUGAAGAAUGGAAAAUCACCGACUGCGCUCGCGGCGUGAUAAGGUUUAUCCCGUGUAAAAGCGCAUGCAUCAAUGUUCGUCUCUUCAAGAUCGGCGCUGCGGAAAACACAUUGGAAGGAGUCAUGCAUGACUGCGCGGACGACAUGAUCCACUCGAGUCCAGAUCUUCCACAGGACAUUGACUUCAAAGAAUAUUCUGAGAAUGCUGAAUUCUCCAACAGGAGAAGAAACUUCAACAUCACCUAUUCCUUCACAAUGGCCAAUGUGGACAAUAAAGAAUUGAUUCAAAACGAGUACUCUUCGUUCAUCAUGCCUUCCUACAAAUCGGAGUACACUUGGAAUUCGAUAAUCAUCCAAAUUGCUUUCCCAGUCAUCGUUGUCAGUCUAUUCGUUGCCCUCUGUUGUUGUGCAAUGUAUAAAGAGUGUGGAAUGUGUCGAAAAUCCCGAAAACCCUUCGAUCCAGAUACCGGCGACGAUCUUCCGGUUGAAGAUUUGGAGAUGGCUCCAGUUGUUCGAUCUGAGCUCGAAUAG